Molecule: messenger RNA, 1221 nt
Organism: Acanthosepion pharaonis
Lineage: Eukaryota; Metazoa; Mollusca; Cephalopoda; Sepiida; Sepiidae
Source: the annotation of a GenBank genome assembly
AUGUUGCUUUCACAAAUUGUCUUUUUUGUCUCAUUCUACUCUCCAAAUUAUUCCUAUUUCCUUCCUUUCCUACCAUUGCAAUAUUUGUCUACCAUUCUCAUUCUUCCUAACCAGGCCAUUAGCAAUAUUUUUCUCUUUCUUCAUCUACAAGCCAAUUAUCGUUUGUCAUGUUUUAUUCUUAUUCUACCAGCAAUAUUUGUCUUUUCUCCAUUUAUUUUCCUCCAGCAAUUACGUUUGAUCAUCCUGCCUCCUCUUCCUAUUCCAGCAAUGUUUGAAUUCUUUGCCUCUUUAGUUCAAUGUUUUUCUCAAUAUUUGCCUCUUUCCUUUCAUUUUCAGUCGUUCUUUUUUAAGCAAUAUUUGAAUACGUCUUCCCUCUAUUCCCAAUAUUGUCUUUUUUUUUCUCUUCCAAUCCCAGCAAUAUUUGUUUCUCCACAACAUCCUUUCUCUCAAUAUUUGUCUUUUUUCCACCAAUUACAGUUGUUUCCUCUAAGCAAUAUUUGCCUCUUUCCAUCAUUUCCUUCCAUUCGUAGGUUGAAUACGUUUGUCUCCUUUCAAUCCUUUGUCUCGAAGCAAUAUUCAUUCUGUCUCAUUUUUCAGAAAUUCGUUACCAAUAUUUCUCUCUUUCCAUCUCAGUACAUUGUUUACGUCUCCUUAGACUCCCAAUCCUUUUUGUCUCAAUAUUUGCCUCUUUCCAUCAAUUUUACAAUGUUCGUUACGUUUGAAUCGUCUUGCCCACACUUUCAAUCGUUUUUUAGCUCUAAGCAAUAUUUGCCUCUUUCCAUCAUUUUCAGAAAUUCCUUACCAAUAUUUGUCUCUUUCCAUCAUUUUUUUCAGCAAUGUUUGUUACGUAGGUUGAAUACGUCUUGCCUACUCCCAAUCAUUUGUCGCUCAAAGCAAUAUUUUUUCCAUCAUUUUACAGAAAUUUCUUCCUACCAGCAAUAUUUGUCUCCCAAUCCUUUUUUCCUACCAGCAAUAUUUGCCUCUUUCCAUCAUUUUUCAGAAAUUUCUCUAAGCAAUAUUUGCCUCUUUCCAUCAUUUUUCAGAAAUUCGUUACGUAGGUUGAAUACGUCUUGCCUACUACCAAUCCUUUUUUGCAAUAUUUGCCUCUUUCCAUCAUUUUCAGAUACCGUAGUUGAAUAUUUGCCUCGACUCCCCAAUACUUUUCCUUAUUUGCCUCUCAGAGUUCAAUGUUUGUCUCCUUACAAAUUUCUUCCUUUUUAG